AUGGCCGUCCAAGCCUUGAUAUCUUGUCAAGCUUCGUUUCUGACACACCAUCUGCGCCUGCGAGGACAGCACGGAGUCGUCGCGGGAGGGCCCAGGCUGCUGAGGAUGUCGGGAGGAAAGCAGAUGCGCGGGAAGUCGAGCGGGCCAAAGGUGCUGGAUGAGUACCAUCACGAGUUUCAGUCGAAGCACGAGGAGGAGAAGUCGAUGGUCAGAGUCUCGGCGGUGCUGGAGGGAGACCAAGUCAAGUGCUCCAUCGAGUGCAAGUGCAGAGGGGAGAUGGUGCUUCACUGGGCCUUCUCCGAGAGCUCCAAGGGAUGGUAUGCCGUGCCCGACGAGUGUCUGCCGGCUGGAUCGAGGAGGAUCGACGAAAAGGCGUCACAGACGACGUUUGUGAACGGGAGGAUAGAGAUCGUGAUGAAGAAGCAGGACAUGCCUGAGGCGAUCUCCUUCGUCCUCAAGAAGAGCUCUCCCGAGGAAUGGAUCAGCGGGCCCGGCGGAGACUUCAAGAUCGCACUGAAGAGCCCCGACUCAAGCUCGAUCGGGCAGCUGAUCAUGGAAAGGGAAGCCAAGGCCUCUCACUGGAGUAUCCUCGAUCGCAUGCGGCUGGUCAAUCAGAACGUGAAGGCUGUGGCUGAGAGCGAGGAAGGACUGAGCUGGUUGUACACCCUUUUACGAUUCAACCAGAUGAAACUUGUCCCUUUGACCCGCAACUCCAACUAUCAGUCCAAGGACCUGGCCCACACUCAGGACGGCGUCUCUCUUGCCUUUGCCUCUCUCUAUGCCAAACAGCCCGACGCGAGGCUGUGGGCGAGGAUGUGCGUCGCGCUGGUGCCGAGAGGAGGAGGAAACGGAGACGCGAUCCGACUGGAAAUCCUCGACAUCAUGAGGAGGCACGGGAUCAAGGAGGGCCAUCGACCCGGGAUUGAGGACAGGUUCUUGGAGGAGUGGCACCAGAAGCUUCACACUAACUGCGCUCCUGACGACAUUAUCAUCGCUGAAGCCUACAUCCGCUUCCUCGAGACCGGCAACCCCGACGACUACUGGAGCCACCUCAAGGGCAACGGCCUCUCCUGGGAGUACAUGUCUUCCAUCGGAGGUGGGAAAGGGUCCGCAAACUCCGGGCUCAAGGGCCUCACAGCUACUCCCCUGCACCUUCCCCAGCUGUGCAACGACAUCAAGCACCUCCGAUGGACGUUGAUGCAGGUGCACGGAGGAGCAGACCUUGACUUCAUGAUCCACAAGGCGAGUGGAGGGCUGGACGGGGAGCUGAACGGGAUCUUGCGGGAGAUCCAGAGCAACAGGCACGAGUGGUGGGUGCCGGGAAAGAUCCUCGAGGCGAGGAGGAGGCUGAAGCAUCUGCUGAGCAACGGGGAGGGGCACAGAGAUGGGCUCAUGCUGGACGUGUCGCUGGACCAGUGGUUCAAGGUCCAGCUGGAGAAGACGCAGUUUGGACACCUGGAGAAGAACAACCUGCUAGACGUGACUUCGGUGGCUCUAGAGAACUGCGCGCUGUCUCUUGGGCAGGAGCUGGAGUUCUGCCAUUCUCAGCUGUGCAAGGUGAAGGAGAUGGGAAACAGGUGGAGCAAGGAGUGGGGGCUGGUGGCGAAGGCGACGGUGGAGAGGAUCAGCCUUGCGCUGCAGGAAGUGUCUGGUAGGAUCUACUCGUGUGUGCAGCCCAAGGCAGAGCAGCUGGGGAAGGCGAUGGGGACGGAGGAGGCGUACCUGACCAACUUCGGGGAGGAAGUGAUCCGAGGCAGCUCUACUUUCAUUGUCUCUCAACUGCUCGCCUGCCUCGACCCCAUGAUCCGCGAGUGCGCCAACAUCGGGACGUGGGAGCCCAUGUCGAGCAUCGUGGAGGCGACGGGGAGCGUGCAGGUGCUGGAAAACCUUGUGGCGAUCCAGGGGAAGGAGUUCAAGGAGAAGCAAGUGGUGGUGGUGCGGGAGGUGAGGGGGAUAGAGGACAUCCCCAAGGGCGUCACGGCCAUCCUCACCCGCAGCAGCAUCGACGCUCUUUCUCACAUCGCCAUCCGAGCUCGCAACCAGCGCGUCCUCUUCGCCACCUGCCAUGACGAGCAGGCCUUCAGCGACCUCUGCCGUCGCCAGGGCCUGGUGGACGUGUCGGUGGACUCGAUGGGAAACAUCGUGGUGAAGGAGGGAGUGAAGAGCGACCAGAAGGUGCAGGAGGAGGCGACAGGCAGCAUCAAAGUUGUUUCCCCUGCCUCCCCUAAAGCCGAUGUGCUGGAGGAGGAAGAAUUCGACGAGCAGGUGGUCGGGUCAAAGUCCCUCAAUCUUCACAAGCUCAUCGCCCUCAAGCGCGAACUCCCCGCCUACGUCGAGUUCCCCUUCUCAGCUGCCAUCCCCUUCGGAGUCUUCGAGAAGAUCCUCGCCGCUGACGCGAACAAGCCAGUCCAGCAGAAGAUCCAGAAGCUGCAGGCCAGCCUGACCGGCGAGCCCCAGCACGACUUGGAGGUCCUGAAGGAGCUAAGAAACUCGUUCGAGGAGGUGGAGAUACCCGCGAGCCUCCUCAAGGAUCUGCAGGCACGGACCCUCAAGUCGCCUCUCUCCAACUUCCUGCAGGAGUACGAGGAGGAGAGCUGCGAGGCGAUCCGGAGGGUCUGGGCGAGCAAGUGGAGCGAUCGCGCAUACUUCUCCCGCAAGGCUCAUCGCAUCCCCGACUCCAACCUCUUCAUGGGCGUCCUCCUGCAGCCCGUCGCCGCCGCCUCCUACGCCUUCGUCCUCCACACCAAGAACCCCAUGAACGGGAAGGAGGAGGAGCUGGCCGGUGAGCUCGUGCUGGGGCUGGGCGAGGCUCUGGUGGGGAACCAUCCCGGUCGGGCUCUGAGCUUUCUGGUGGACAAGAAGAGCGGGAAGGUAACGGUAGGAAGGCUGCCUUCGAAGCGAGAGGGCUUCUUCCUCGAGGACAGCACCUUCAUCUUCCGCUCCGACUCCAACUGCGAGGACCUCGACAAGUACGCGGGAGCCGGGCUGUACGACAGCGUCAUGGCCAUCGAGCCCGAGAAGAAGGCGAUAGACUACAGCAACGACCGAGUGUUCUGGGACGGAAACUACCGCGAGGAGCUGCUAAAGAAGAUUGCUGAGGUGGGAAUCGCCAUAGAGCGCCAGCUGGGCAAGGAGCAGGACAUCGAGGGAGUCGUGAGCGAGGACAAGAUCGUCAUCGUCCAGAGCAGAAAUCAGGUGUAGAGGAGGAGGUAGAGUGAGAGAAGGGGAGGAGGAGGAGGAGAAGUAUGUGAUACGUGGGAGGAAGGGAAGGAACUUUUGAUAACAAACCUUCUUUGAGAUCC
Messenger RNA from Guillardia theta CCMP2712, 3302 nucleotides. RefSeq lists its product as hypothetical. The record is from RefSeq and is a predicted model, not a curated record. Bases 1 to 3201 code for a protein of 1066 amino acids. Gene Ontology annotation, biological process: phosphorylation. NCBI's taxonomy places the organism in Eukaryota, Cryptophyceae, Pyrenomonadales, Geminigeraceae. The transcript is spliced from 4 exons. Gene Ontology annotation, molecular function: ATP binding; kinase activity.